Molecule: messenger RNA, 681 nt
Organism: Phodopus roborovskii (desert hamster)
Lineage: Eukaryota; Metazoa; Chordata; Mammalia; Rodentia; Cricetidae
Product: potassium channel subfamily K member 10-like
Exons: 4
Biological process (GO): stabilization of membrane potential; potassium ion transmembrane transport
Cellular component (GO): membrane
Molecular function (GO): potassium ion leak channel activity
Source: RefSeq, a predicted model, not a curated record
GUGGGCAACGGAGCAAUGAAAUUUCCAAUCGAGACGCCAAGAAAGCAGGUGAACUGGGAUCCUAAAGUGGCCGUGCCUGCAGCAACUCCACCCGUGUGCCAGCCCAAGAGUGCCAGUAACGGGCACCAUCCGGUUCCCCGCCUCUCCAUUUCCUCCAGAGCCACGGUGGUAGCCAGGAUGGAAGGCGCCUCCCAGGGAGGCCUGCAAACAGUUAUGAAGUGGAAAACAGUGGUUGCCAUCUUUGUGGUUGUGGUGGUCUACCUCGUCACAGGUGGCCUUGUCUUUCGGGCAUUGGAGCAGCCCUUUGAGAGCAGUCAGAAGAACACCAUCGCCUUGGAAAAGGCAGAAUUCUUGAGAGAUCAUAUCUGUGUGAGCCCCCAGGAGCUGGAGACAUUGAUCCAGCAUGCCCUCGAUGCUGACAAUGCAGGGGUCAGCCCAGUAGGAAACUCUUCCAACAGCAGCAGUCACUGGGACCUCGGAAGUGCCUUUUUCUUUGCUGGAACUGUCAUCACGACCAUAGGGUAUGGGAAUAUUGCUCCGAGCACUGAAGGAGGCAAAAUCUUUUGUAUUUUAUAUGCCAUCUUUGGGAUCCCGCUCUUUGGUUUCUUAUUGGCUGGCAUUGGAGACCAACUUGGAACCAUCUUUGGCAAAAGCAUUGCAAGAGUGGAAAAGGUUUUUCGA